This is a messenger RNA of Cyanistes caeruleus (blue tit), 6819 nucleotides long. Lineage: Eukaryota; Metazoa; Chordata; Aves; Passeriformes; Paridae. The record is from RefSeq and is a predicted model, not a curated record.
ACAGGCAUCUGAGCAUGAGAUGGCAGGAGGGUUCCUGUGAUUCAGCUUCUCCCAGUUCUCCAAUAGGAACGCUGCCCAAGCUGCCAAUGCAGGGCAGGAAUAACAGAGUGUUCAACGUGGUGACAAUUUCCCAGCUCCCCAGGCUUUUUGCUUCUAGAGCUGAUGUUUGAAGCUGGCUCGUGCCCACACCAGUUGGAAAUCAUCACCAUCUGAGACCUGGUCCUAUAAUGCAAAAAAUUCUCCAAGACUCAUCUCAGAAGUGGCUACGAAGGCAGGGAGCACAGUGCAUACAACGGGAUCAUGGAAGGAAAGAGGGAGAGAAUUCGAUCUUUUGCUUCAAUGACAUCAUCAGCACACGGCAGAAGUUGGGAAAUGACACCUGUCCCAGAACACAGGAGCAUUUGGAAGUCAGGCUGGAGCUGGAGCUUGCAGCUCUGGCAGUCUCCUAGCAAGGGAACCUCCCUCGGUGCUCCGCCAGGGCCGCUCUGCUGUGUGUGACAUCACCAAGUGGAAAAUGGCAAUAGCACGCUAAAAUACAUUUGCACAAGGCAUGAGAUUGAGCACCAGAGUCUACAAAGAUGGAUUUUUCAGGAGAACGUGUCCCUGUCCAGCACAGUAAUUCAUCUUCAUCUAAUAAGAUAUAGAGCCCAGUCAAGCAUGCGUAAAUCAUUCCUUGUUUGUUCUCUUUGUGCUGGGCGUGGAUGGGAUUAGAGUGCUUUGGACACUGUUUAUGUCAAAGAGGAGAAGUGUUGCAGUGUGAAGAUAAAGAAGGAGAAUGCUCCUUUGCUGCAGGCAAAGUGUGCACCUCCAUCAGUUUGCAGUCUGCUUCAAACAGCAAGUAGUGUUUGGGAGAGCAGAAUACUAAUUGUAGAAAAGAAUUAACAAACAAUGUUCUGUACGAGUUGAGAAGUUCUGACAGUGCCCUUCAGUGAAAAACACCAGCCUCCAAAGUGGACUGAGGGAGGAGCUCCUCGGCAGAAAUCCCAGCUCCUCAGUUCUUUGCUGGCUGUGUUGCUCACUUAUGGUGAACUUGGGCUUUCUCCCUGAACUCAGUGUGGCUCAGCCUUCCCAGAGCCUCCUGCAUGCCCUGAUCUCCUGUGUGUCCAGAGCAGUGGCCCUUGAGUCGUUUGCAGACUCUGGGGAGAUAGUUACAAAUGGGUGAGUUGUUAGAGCGUCACAGUCGCCGUGGUGUGCCAGAGAUAUCGGCUGUGCUCCCCCUGCUGCACUGAAGGAUGGCAGGAGCAUCUCUUCCUGUGCACAAAUCCAUAUAAUCACAGAUGCCUGUGACACUUCAGAAGCAGGUAGUGGGCAGGGAGCUGCAUCCAGAUUAUUUCAUGUGAAUCCCCUGAGUUGUCCAGCUGCCUCUGUGCCCUCUCCUGCAGAGUUUGUGGCUCAGGAGCAGGCACGACGUGCAAGAGCUGUGGCACACCAUGGCUAAAUGAAAUUAAGUGGUAAGGCUGACAUGCCAAAGCAGCAUUUUCCAGGCACAGCUCCUAGGAAACUUGACAGGGAAUUGCAUACAAUAUUUGUGGCAUUAUAAAGUGUUAUAAUUCACUGCUAUUAUAUGACCACCAGCUGCUAGCUUAAACCUACUAUAAUUUCUGCUCUAGAGCAACCAAGCUGAAAGGUAGAAUUCAACUCCUUGUGAUGGUAGUCCCCUUUUUCAUAUAUUUGCACAAUAUCUAGUGCAGUGGGGCACUGUUAACAAUAGGAAGUUUUAGCUUUUAAUUUUAAUCUUCAGUCUGUCUGGGUUAGCAUUUGCCUUUAAGGUGACUUAACAUUUUGCAUGUAAUUACAGUCUCUGGAUCUUCGAAAAGAACUGUUUCUCUUGAGUUUUCUGAGUGGAAUAAAAUACACUUAUUAGCCUGUAACCUUUUUUAAAUCCCUCUCCCAUAUGGUAUUCAUGUGGCAUCACAUAUAACAAUAUAGGAUAAUAACCUGCAUAAUAUGGGCUAUCAUGAAUAUUGAUGAACAGGGUAAUUAAGAUCUCUGUGCAUGGUGCAUGAUUACAUAUGGGCAACCUAUUGACGAAAUUUCUUAAGAUUAAAUCAAAAUAAUACAUGAUAAACAUAAGAUAUUAUCUGAUAUUUCAAUCCAUUUCAUGUUUGGGGAGAAGUGAAAUAUUAAUAAGUAGAAAGAUCUGGUAUUCAAAUUAAUUCUAGCAGGAAAGAAAACAAUUUCACCCUUUUUUUUCUUUACCUGUUGACUUGUGGGACAGAUGACAAGCUGAUAUGUUUCCCUGGAGGCUAACAUCUUAUGUUCCAGAAUACAGGCUUUCAUUAAAAAAGGAUGACUUGUGAGGAGAUGUUCAUAUUCAUGUGAACAGAGUGCAGGUGCUCAUCUUCUCUAGUGCCUACAGACAGCCUGAAACGACCAGCGUGACAAACAAACCACAGCUGAAGCAGCCGAUAGCAACUCCAGCAUCAGUGACCAUACCUUCGGUAAAGCUCUGUGGAAGAUAGAUGUGUGUGCUGCAAUGGUGACAUAAACAUGUCAGAGGACUGGAACAAGUUGUUGAGAAUCUGUGUUUGUUUUUCAUGCUGCUGUUGAGAGCUAUCUAAGGCAAGUAAACACCAUGAGUUUUCUCCUGAAACUUCACAGACAUUUUCAAAGAACAGUCAUUUUGCUGGCCACUUUUUGUAUGGUGAGCAUAGUUAUUUCUGCCUACUACUUGUAUAAUGGCUACAAAGAGGAAAAUGAACUUCCUGAAACCUCUUCAGAAGUGGAAUGUGGUGAUCCUCAGGCGUUGCCAUACAAGCUGAUGGAGAUGAAGACCACGAAGCCUGUCGAUCCCCUGAGGACAGACCUGGUAGUGCUGGUGUUUGUGGAAAGCCAGUACUCAACCUUAGGCCAAGAUAUAAUAACCAUUCUGGAGUCUAGCAGGUUUCAGUUUCACCUUGAGAUUGCAUCUGGGAAAGGUGACCUCCCAGUGCUUACAGACAAAACCAGAGGCAAAUACGCUCUCAUAGUGUAUGAAAAUAUUCUGAAGUACGUGAAUAUGGACUCUUGGAACAGAGGCCUUCUGGAUAAGUACUGCCUGGAGUACGGCGUAGGUGUGAUCGGAUUUCACAAAGGCACUGAGAACAGCUUGCAGAGCUUUCAGUUGAAGGGUUUUCCUUUCCAUGUCCACAGCAAUCUGGGUGUUCAGGACUGUUGCAUUAACCCUCAUUCCCCACUGCUCCAUGUGACCAAACCUUCUAAGCUUGAGAAAGGGCCCUUGCUUGGAAAUGACUGGGCCGUUUUCCAGAUUAAUCACACAACUUAUCAGCCAGUGGUAUUUGCAAAAGUAAAGGCACCAGAAAACCUUUCUCCACCUGCUGCUCCAAGUGCUCUCUAUGCCACAGUCAUACAUGACUUGGGGCUCCACGAUGGCAUUCAACGAGUCCUUUUUGGCAAUAACUUGAAUUUUUGGCUGCACAAGCUGAUUUUCAUAGAUGCCAUCUCUUUCCUGUCUGGAAAGAAACUCACACUCUCCUUGGAUAGGUACAUUCUGGUUGACAUAGAUGAUAUCUUCGUUGGCAAGGAUGGAACAAGGAUGAACACCAACGAUGUACAGGCCCUGCUUGAUACUCAGAAUCUUUUGAGAGCCCAGAUUACAAAUUUUACUUUCAACCUGGGAUUUUCAGGAAAAUUCUAUCACACGGGGACUGAGGAGGAGGAUGAGGGUGAUGACCUGCUGCUGAGAUCUGUGGAUGAGUUCUGGUGGUUUCCCCACAUGUGGAGUCACAUGCAGCCACAUCUCUUCCACAAUGAGUCCUCACUGGUGGAGCAGAUGAUCCUCAACAAAAAGUUUGCCUUAGAGCACGGUAUUCCAACUGACUUGGGCUAUGCAGUGGCUCCACACCACUCUGGAGUCUACCCAGUACACGUUCAACUUUAUGAUGCCUGGAAAAAGGUCUGGAACAUCAGAGUUACCAGCACAGAAGAAUACCCACAUCUGAAACCUGCAAGGUAUAGACGAGGCUUCAUCCACAAAAACAUCAUGGUGCUUCCUAGGCAAACUUGCGGCCUAUUCACGCACACCAUUUUCUAUAAAGAGUAUCCUGGAGGUCCAAAGGAAUUAGACAAAAGUAUUCAAGGAGGAGAGUUGUUCUUCACAGUGGUUCUCAAUCCAAUCAGCAUCUUCAUGACACACUUGUCCAAUUACGGCAACGACCGCCUGGGCUUGUACACCUUUGUGAAUCUGGCCAACUUCGUUCAUACCUGGACAAACCUGAAACUGCAGACCCUCCCCCCAGUCCAGCUGGCUCACAAGUACUUUGAGCUAUUCCCUGAGCAGAAGGACCCUCUUUGGCAGAACCCCUGUGAUGACAAACGGCACAGAGAUAUCUGGUCUAAGGAAAAAACCUGUGAUCGCUUACCAAAAUUCUUGGUUGUAGGACCCCAGAAAACUGGUACUACAGCCUUGUAUUUGUUCCUGAUCAUGCAUCCUUCCAUCAUUAGUAACUCCCCCAGCCCAAAAACCUUUGAGGAGGUACAGUUCUUUAAUAGAAAUAACUACCACAGGGGGAUUGAUUGGUACAUGGAUUUCUUUCCCACUCCUUCUAAUGUCACCACUGACUUCCUCUUUGAGAAGUGCCAAAAAAGUGCCAACUAUUUCCAUUCUGAGGAAGCUCCCAAGAGAGCUGCUUCCCUCAUCCCCAAGGCCAAGAUCAUCACCAUCCUCAUCGACCCGUCCGACCGCGCCUAUUCCUGGUACCAGCAUCAGCGAUCCCACGAAGACCCUGCAGCCCUGAAAUUCAGCUUCUAUCAGGUGAUCACAGCUGGCCCUCGAGCCCCCUCUGAGCUCAGAGCUCUCCAGAAGAGAUGCCUGGCACCUGGAUGGUAUGCUACCCACAUUGAAAGAUGGCUCACUUACUUCCCACCUUACCAGUUGCUCAUUAUUGAUGGACAGCAGCUGAGAACUGACCCAUCUACUGUAAUGGAUGAAGUGCAGAAGUUUCUGGGAGUCUCUCCUCAUUAUAAUUACUCUGAAGCCCUCACGUUCGAUUCACAUAAAGGAUUCUGGUGUCAGCUCUUGGAAGAAGGAAAAACCAAGUGUCUGGGAAAGAGCAAGGGCAGAAAAUACCCUCCUAUGGAUUCUGAGUGCAGGGCCUUUCUGUCGAGCUACUACAGAGAUCACAACGUGGAACUGUCAAAGCUCCUCCACAAACUGGGACAGCCCCUGCCAUCGUGGCUGAGACAGGAGCUCCAGAAAGUGAGAUAGCAUUGGAAAAGAGCUUCUUGAAAUGUCCUUCCACACUUCAGUCAUCAUAUCUGAGCUUUCCAGCAGCUACCAGAAGGUCUUGUAAGAUAUACCUCUUAAAAAAAGUGUAAAGGAUAGAAAUUAUUUCCAUAUGCUGGCAUGUGGAUUGUAAAAAUACAUGUGUUCCUUAGAGCUCUGGUGGGCCAAAUCUCUCUCAUAAACAUUUCUGGGCCUGUGGACUUGUGGACUACUGUGCACAUAUGUGAAAGUUAUUUACAACUGGUUUAAGUGUCAGAGAUACAUGACCUGUCCAAUCUCACAGUAAAUAUUCACAUUUUUAUCUAUCAGUUUUAAAGUAUUGUGUCUCAUGUAGGUUUUGUAGCCCUUUGUUGGACCACUGGCAGUUUUUUCUUAUAGAUUUGAUUAUGGUGUUGCAUAGGAUAAGAUAAUGUAGCACAAAAUGCCCAGAGUCCUUCUUGCCUUUGGAAUCAGCUUGCUAAUGCCCAAAGUACGUGCAAACACAGGGGAGCAGUACAGUUAUCAUGUAUCAUUUGGCUGUGCAUGGCAGCAAAUGCACCCUCAGGCAACAUCUGCAAUCCACAGGUGUAGAAAGAAAACCAAACAGAAAGAAGCCAAACAGAACCUGCGAUUUUAUCUGGUAACAACAGACAGUGUGGGAAGGGCCGGUUCAUAUGUCUGAUUUUUGUACUGACUGAGAUGUGAAUUACCUGAGCAGAAAUGUGAUUGGCUGUGUGAAGCACACAGGUUGCAGUAUUAAACAAUUGUGACCCAAACUGGAGGAAUACAAAGAAGAGGUUUCCACUCCUGCGAGCAGCCAGAGCCGAACAAUGCUCUCUGGGCUUACCCUGCUCUGUAACUCUGCACUCUCACUUCAGGAGUGACUCCACUGACAUGAACGAAAAACUCAUAAAAAGCAGAAACAGAUCCUUACUUUUAUUGCCUUAAUUUGCACCACUGUUUUUUCCUUAAUUUAUUUGCCUUUAACCUAUGCUUUUCCCCCCUCAGCCUCAUCAAAAUCGUAGCAUCUUUCUGCAGCCUUCAGAUGACACCAGCUGCAAAAAUUACCCAGAUUUCCAGAUGAAAAUACCAGUUCUGUUUCCAGAUACAUUAAACAUGUUUGGUAUUAAAUAUUAGGAAAAAGCUUUAGAGGGGGACAAAAAUAAACACCGUGUGUAGUCAUGGUAGAAAAUGACUACUCAAAUCAUGGGAAAACAUAAAUAUCCACCCUUGCAGGCUGAUGUUUAUGUGGUAGUUCUCAACAAUACAUCUCUCAAGGCAUCAGUGUGGAUGCAAGAUCAGGUCUAAGCAGUAGUGCUUGGAAGUUGAGGAGGAUCACUGGAAACUUCAGCUAAGUGUGGCCUUAAUGCUCCUCACUGAACUUUGGCUCUGAGUGUUUCUAAAGGCAUGAAGGAUUUGUGAAAACAAAUAAGAACUGCAGUACUAAAUACAAGGCUUUAUACAGGAGCUGUGUAAUGUUUUCAUCGUUUGUUUCAGGGUGAAUACUUAAAAACAUGCAUCAGAUGGUGGAAAAACUUCCUAAUGUCUCAGUGCUGUUUUACGACAUUUAUGUAAUCAUGCAAUUUAACUUGCAAGGUAAUGGAAUGGAAACCAGU